CAUAGGUUACCGGUUGUUUUAACAGGAAUGAUUUUUGGAAAUGCACAUAACAAGAUAUGUCGGUGGAUUGGGGAGAGGGCCUACAAGGAAGUAGUAUUGUGAUUACUGUAAAUGCUAAUGUCAUGAAACUAUUUUCGUUUGUUCAAGUUCGGGGCUUUUGUUAGUGUUUCUUCUUCUCUACCAACUUUUUCUUCGACGUAGUUUUACUGUAUCGAGUCACCGUUCAAAAACUCGGCUCCUGCAACUCAUUCUCGCUCUCUAUAUUCCAUUUUUCGUCUCUACAAUCCAUCCUGCAGUAGUAAUUUUUAUGUUAAAUACUUGCCGCUAAUCUCCUCUCACCUCAGUUCUGGUGGACAUAUAGCGAAUGCAUCUCUCUAGCUAACGAACAACCAAAAAAUCAUUUUCGGCCAAAUGCUGUCCAUUGUCCAUUUUUAUUAAUAAAAAACCUCAUACAAUUGAGAAAUAAUGUCUUCUUCUUUUCACAAAAUCAUAGAAAAACUUUCUGCAUCGUCGGUUGACCCAAAACUAGCACCGAAUCUCGCAGAACGUGUUGUCGCCAUUGCUCAGAAAUCACCGAAUCAAACUGUCUUUUCUACUUUAAUUCGAAGUUUUGGACGCUUUGAUGAUACAGUUUCUGCCGAUAUUUACGAACUUGCAAAGUCAGAAUCCGCCUCAUCAAAGUCUAGUGGAUCAGUAACACCGGUAACAUCAAAUGCCGAUGUACUUGAAAAUAAGCCUGUAUACCAAAAAGCUGGACUGAUCAUUCCUCCUAAUGCCAGCAAAACGCUUGCUACACGCCCAGAAUCGCUGGGACUUCAGUCUUUAGCACGCCAGAAAAAAGCGAGCUCGUCACCAGUUAGGCACUCUCUCUCCUCUGAUGAGAAUGGUUACAGCAACAAAAGGUCUCAUGGAGGGACUACUUCAAUAGAUCCUAACACCGAACGCGUCGAGUUUAAAAAGCCGAAGCCUGCUCCGGACCAUCAUUCGUCUGUCCAGAAUCCACGAACUGCAAAUGCUCUUCCCGUUGGUCAUGGUCUUAGUGAAAAAGCCCGAGAAAAAUACGAGACCUACAGAGAACAACGGCGGCGGAUGGACGAGGGUGUAUCAUGGGAGAAUGGUUCGAGACAUGAUCGGACAAACUCCAGAGCAUCUUCAGCUCGCCCAUCACGAUUCAACCGGUCGACGCGAAAUCGCUAUCCUCCAACUCGUCACAGCGGUUACUGGGACGAGCGUGCCGUAGAGUAUCCGGAAGAGGAUACUGAACCUCCUCGAGAUCGUGCUCGUUGGGAGAUGGAACAGUCUCGGCUGGAUCGCGACUGGUACAUGAAUUCAGAAACGAACAAUUUAUUUGGUGAUGAGUCCCACAAUCCCUUUGCAGAGUUCGAAACAGACUUGGACCGUGAGCGGGAAGAUUUGCUUCGUUUGCAGCAGAAAAAAAAAAUGUCCAUGCGCUCCGUAGAACGGGCCCGUGAAAAUAAUCUUUGGGAAACAAACCGAAUGGUUACGUCUGGUAUUACAAAGCUGUCGGAUGUGUCGAUGGAAUUGGAUACUAAUGAGGAACGUCGUGUUCACUUGCUCGUUCAUGAAUUGCGCCCUCAUUUUCUUGACGGUCAAGAGUUUACGCUUCAACAGCAGAAUACAAUUACUGCAGUUCGAGAUCCACAGAGUGAUCUAGCUGUUGUUUCGAAAAAAGGAUCAGCCCUUGUCCGUGAACGUCGCGAGUUUAAGGAACGUCAGAAAGCAGCUACCGCCGCAACAGCGCUGGCGGGAACAGCGCUCGGAAAUGUUAUGGGUGUUCGUGAAAAAGAGCCUUCUGAAAACAUGGAGAAGCACAUGAAAAAAACUCCAGAGCCGAGUCGUGCUCGUAAGAAUCACGAUGACCUUCCAUCCAAAAAAGAGUUACCCAUUGCGCGAGUGAAGUCUCUGCGCGAGCAGAGAGAACUCUUGCCGGCGUUUGCUGUUCGUGAACAGUUACUGUCCAUCAUUCGCGACAACCAAGUAACAGUUGUCGUUGGUGAGACGGGUUCCGGUAAAACAACUCAGUUGGCACAAUUCCUUUACGAAGACGGUCAAGGAAAACUGGGCAUGAUCGGCUGUACACAGCCUCGUCGUGUUGCCGCUAUGUCUGUUGCGAAACGUGUUAGUGAAGAAAUGGGUGUACAACUAGGUACGCUAGUUGGUUAUUCCAUCCGUUUCGAGGAUGUUACCAGCCCUCAAACAAUCAUUAAAUAUAUGACUGAUGGUGUUUUGUUACGUGAGUCACUUGUUCAAAAUGACCUUGAUCGUUACAGCGUCAUCAUCAUGGAUGAAGCACAUGAACGUUCUCUGAAUACCGACAUACUAAUGGGUCUUUUGCGUACUAUUUUAAGUCGUCGCCGCGACUUGAAAUUGAUUGUCACGUCCGCAACGAUGAAUGCUCAACGAUUUUCUGAGUUCUUUGGAGGUGCACCUCAAUUCACAAUUCCCGGAAGAACUUACCCAGUGGACGUAUUAUUCUCUAAGGCACCAUGUUCGGAUUAUGUGGAAGCUGCUGUUCGACAAGUUCUUCAAAUUCACGUUUCUCAACCUGCUGGUGACAUUCUUGUUUUCAUGACCGGUCAAGAGGACAUUGAGGUUACUUGCGAUGUUAUUAAAGAGCGCCUUGCUCAAUUGACGGAUGCUGCACCCUUGUCGGUUUUACCCAUCUAUUCGCAAAUGCCGGCUGAUUUACAAACGAAGAUUUUUGAUGCCGCAGAACCCGGUGUACGGAAGGUCGUCGUCGCUACAAAUAUUGCUGAGACUUCGCUUACUGUAGAUGGUAUAUCAUACGUAGUCGACACUGGUUUUUGCAAAUUGAAGAUGUACAAUGCAAAAAUGGGUAUAGAUACGCUUCAAAUUACCCCUAUUUCUCAAGCAAACGCAAAUCAACGUUCUGGUCGUGCAGGUCGUACGGGACCAGGUGUUGCUUAUCGGCUUUACACUGAAUCUGCUUUUGUUCGUGAGAUGUUUCAAACUACUUUGCCAGAAAUUCAACGAACAAAUCUCUCAAACACUGUGCUUCUUCUGAAGUCAUUGGGUGUGAAGAACAUAAUGGAUUUCGAUUUCAUGGAUCGACCACCGGCUGCAACGCUCACUACUUCGUCUUAUGAAUUAUGGACCUUAGGUGCACUUGAUAAUUUUGGUAAUUUGACCGCCUUGGGCUCUAAAAUGGCAAACUUCCCUAUGGAUCCUUCUUUAGCCAAGCUUCUCAUCAUUGCUGCUGAAUACGGCUGCUCUAAUGAAGUGUUAACCAUAGUUUCUAUGCUUUCUGUCCCGUCAGUUUUCUAUCGACCAAAGGAGCGCUUAGAGGAAAGCGACGCUGCAAGAGAGAAAUUCCAUGUUCCGGAGAGUGACCAUUUGACAUUACUCAAUAUCUACCUGCAAUGGGAAAGAAAUCAUUGCUCAGUUGCUUGGUGUACAAAGCACUUUUUGCAUUCGCGAAGUCUCAGCCGUGCUCGAAGUAUUCGCGAUCAGUUAUUGGACAUUAUGAAGUUCCAGAAAUUACCUAUUGUAUCUUGCAAAUCCGACUGGGAUGUAAUACGUAAGGUGCUGUGUUCUGCAUACUUCAACCAGGCUGCCACAGCAAAGGGAAUCGGUGAGUAUGUACAUUUGCGCACAGGUAUGCCUUGUCACCUUCACGCUACUUCUUCAUUGUAUGGUUUGGGUUAUCUCCCGGACUAUGUAAUCUAUCACGAGCUGGUGCUUACUUCAAAGGAGUACAUGAACGUUGUUACCAGUGUUGACCCAUACUGGCUCGCAGAAUUUGGAGGUGCAUUUUAUACCUUAAAAGAACGAGUGAAGAAAGGCUCGAAAAUAGUAGACACUGUUUACUCCAAGAAGACGGAACUGGAAGACCAGAUAGAAAACGACCGUCUAAAAGAAGAGGAGGAAAAGGAAAGAGCGCGUUUGCAGGUCAAAGCGAAACCUCGAAGUCGGGUCGUCCGGGCGAAACCGGCAAGAAGAAUACAUGGAUUUUAAUGUUUGGGUUUGUUUCGGUAGGUUGGUAAAUAUCAUUCAUUCUUUAUGUGUAUAUAGAAGCUAUGGACAAUUGAGAGGAAUUGCACAUGCAGCUUUAUG
Schizosaccharomyces japonicus yFS275 is the source of this 4095-nucleotide messenger RNA. RefSeq names its product ATP-dependent RNA helicase Prp16. Gene Ontology annotation, biological process: mRNA splicing, via spliceosome. Gene Ontology annotation, cellular component: nucleus; U2-type spliceosomal complex. The transcript has a single exon. Lineage: Eukaryota; Fungi; Ascomycota; Schizosaccharomycetes; Schizosaccharomycetales; Schizosaccharomycetaceae. Bases 466 to 3996 code for a protein of 1176 amino acids. The record is from RefSeq and is a predicted model, not a curated record. Gene Ontology annotation, molecular function: ATP-dependent activity, acting on RNA; RNA helicase activity; hydrolase activity.